AUGCGCCAUCGGGAUCUCGACUUCAACCUUGUGGGCCUGGCUUUCGCCAGACAGGUGGCCGACCUCAGCCACCAGGCGCUUGGGGAGCGCGUCAAGAAAGGUCCCAACACCUACACGGCUGAGACGGUGGCAGGCAUCAAGUCCGGGCUGAUGGGCCACGGGGUGAAGCGCAUGACUGCAGCGAUGCUAGCCCACGUCGGCUCGCAGCUCAACCCCAUCGACGCCGGCCAGGGCCUGCACGUCCCGAGCCUCUGGGUCUGGAUGCGCGACAUGAUGACCAUGGCCACUGUGGAGGUAUUUUACGGGCAUGCGAACCCCUUUCGAGCCGACCCGGCUGGCCUGGAUGCGCUCUGGGACCUUGACGAGGCCCUCGACUCCAUGCUGUUCCUCCCGCCUGCCAUGGCCCGCGCUGGUGCCCGCCACCGCGAUCGCAUCGUCAGCACGCUUCGGCCGUAUUUCGAUGAGCGGAUGGACCUGAACGAGGACGUCUCAGAGUUUGUUGCGCUGCGCACUGCGGCUCCGGUCAAGCGCAAUGUGCUGGGCGAUGACCUUUGCAAGGGCGAGGUUAUCAACAUCUGGGUAUCAACGGCGAACUCGAUCCCGGCACUUUCCUGGACUCUGAUUAACAUCUUGUCGCGGCCCGAUCUCGCUGGCAAGAUCUGCAACGAGGUCCUCCCCUUGGUCACUUACUCAAUCAAGGAUGGACUGAGAAAAGCGACACUUAAUCUUCGUCUUGUUGAAAAACAGUGCCCUCUGCUGCUCAGCUGCCAACGCGAGACUAUGCGUGCGAUCAACCAUGCUGUGGCAAGGCGGGCCGUUACAAAGGACACCCAGCUGACGGACGAGGAUGGCACUACGUAUGUUCUCAAGAAGGGCAACGACGUAAUGUGGUCUUCCAAGGUAGCACAUGAGAUGACCGAGGUCUGGGGCCCGGACGCCCUUAAGAUCGACCCGGAGCGCUUCGUGGGCUCCGCCGGCUCCUACGGCUCCUACGCGGACAAGGAUCUCGAGAGGAAGCGCAGGGCAGCGUCCCAUCUCAGCCAUUUGUGCUCAUUCUUUCUCUUCCUAUGCUCCGUAUGGCCCUCCUCUUGCAAGAAGGAGUUUAGUCCUUUGUCCAUGUUGCCUCGGCCAUACUAA
Molecule: messenger RNA, 1137 nt
Organism: Diaporthe citri
Lineage: Eukaryota; Fungi; Ascomycota; Sordariomycetes; Diaporthales; Diaporthaceae
Exons: 3
Coding region: 1-1137 (378 amino acids)
Molecular function (GO): oxidoreductase activity, acting on paired donors, with incorporation or reduction of molecular oxygen; iron ion binding; monooxygenase activity
Source: RefSeq, a predicted model, not a curated record